UGUUGUCUUUUUUUUUCCCUUUCAAUGCCAACUGUUUUCUUUAGGAUUUUCGAACUAUACAAUCUUGUUUUAGAUUAUUUGGUCCUCAAGAAACUAUCCUUCCUGCCCCCCUCCUGGAUUAAUCCUACCCACACCACCCUUGUUUGCUGCCGGCAGUGAAACCAAAACAAAACCUCUGCAGAUCCUCUCCUUGUUGCUACAAUGGAUGGUGAAGAGUUAAAGAGGGUUUUCCAAGUGUUUGACAAGAAUGGAGAUGGGAGGAUUACAAAGGAAGAGUUGAAUGAGUCAUUGGAGAACUUGGGCAUCUUUAUUCCUGAUGAAGAGUUAACCCAAAUGAUUCAAAAGAUUGAUGUCAAUGGCAAUAAUUGUGUUGAUAUUGAUGAGUUUGGUGAGUUGUAUCAAUCCCUCAUGGAUGGUAAGGAUGAAGAUGAAGAUAUGAAGGAGACUUUCAAUGUUUUUGAUCAAAAUGGAGAUGGUUAUAUUUCUGUUGAUGAGUUGAGGUCUGUUUUGGAUUCACUUGGGCUUAAACAAGGGAAAACCGUUGAGGAUUGCAAGAAGAUGAUAAUGAAAGUUGAUAUGGAUGGUGAUGGUAGGGUUAAUUUUAAGGAAUUCAAGCAAAUGAUGAAAGGAGGAGGCUUUAGUGCUCUGACAUAACUUGCAAGGCAAGGAUCUAUCAAGGGUUUGUAGAUAUUUUUGGACAAAUCAACAUGAUCUUUGGCUCCGACUUGUGGCUGCGUUGCAUUGGUUCAACAUAGUGUC
Molecule: messenger RNA, 759 nt
Organism: Durio zibethinus
Lineage: Eukaryota; Viridiplantae; Streptophyta; Magnoliopsida; Malvales; Malvaceae
Source: RefSeq, a predicted model, not a curated record